Alexandromys fortis (reed vole) is the source of this 3232-nucleotide messenger RNA. RefSeq names its product solute carrier family 35 member G1 (gene Slc35g1). The transcript is spliced from 3 exons. Gene Ontology annotation, biological process: calcium ion export across plasma membrane; regulation of cytosolic calcium ion concentration. Gene Ontology annotation, cellular component: plasma membrane; endoplasmic reticulum membrane. Bases 99 to 1205 code for a protein of 368 amino acids. Lineage: Eukaryota; Metazoa; Chordata; Mammalia; Rodentia; Cricetidae. The record is from RefSeq and is a predicted model, not a curated record.
CGGGGGCCGGAAGAGCCGAGCGGCCCGGCGGCGGCGGCGGCGGCGGCGGCUGCGGGCGCCAGACGGCGCGCGGCUGCGGGAAGAGCGCGGGCUCCGGGAUGGAGCCCCCGGAGAGCGCGGCGGAGCUCGAAGCCGACGCGGUGGAGCUGGGCGAGCCGGAGCUGCGACUCGCGGACCCCGCGUCCCCCGGCGAGGAGCCUGCGGACGUCGAGGCGGCGGACGCCCCCGGCCGCGGCAGGUGUUGGCCGCACGGAUCCUGGGUGUGCGGCUCGUCCCGGGAGCCGGAAGGCAAGAAGAAAGCACCCUGCCCUGGACUUGGCUUGUUUUACACAGUGUUGUCCGCCUUCCUUUUCUCAGUGGCCUCUAUAUUUGUUAAAAAAGUGCAAGACGUCCAUGCUGUAGAGAUCAGUGCAUUUCGAUGUGUGUUCCAAUUGCUAGUUAUUGUUCCUUGCUUAAUAUACAGAAAAACUGGGUUCAUAGGACCCAAAGGUCAGCGGCUUUUCCUUCUUCUCAGAGGGAUCUUUGGUUCCAGUGCCAUGAUCCUAAUGUACUAUGCUUUCCAGACAACGUCCCUCGCAGACGCCACAGUUAUUGCGUUUAGUUGUCCAAUGUUUACGUCAAUAUUUGCGUGGAUAUUUCUCAAGGAAAAGUAUAGCCUUUGGGAUGCUUUCUUCACGUUGUUCGCAUUCGCCGGAGUGAUCCUUAUCGUCAGACCGCCAUUUUUAUUUGGCUCCGACACUUCAGAGACGAGCAACAGCUAUUCAGAUCACAUUAAGGGGACGUUUGCCGCAAUUGGACAUGCCGUGCUGUCUGCAAUGACUCUGGUUAUCUUAAGAAAAAUGGGGAAAUCCGUGGACUACUUCCUGAGCAUUUGGUAUUAUGUCAUCCUUGGCCUUCUUGAAUGCAUCGUCAUCCUCUUUGCCAUAGGAGGGUGGAGUCUCCCUUACUGUGGGCUGGACAGGCUGUUUCUCAUACUCAUUGGACUCCUAGGUUUGGGGGGUCAGAUAUUUAUCACUAAAGCAGUGCAAGUAGAAAAAGCAGGACCCGUAGCAAUAAUGAAGACAAUGGACGUAGUUUUUGCUUUUAUCUUCCAGAUUGCUUUCUUUAAUAAUAUGCCAACCUGGUGGACAGUGGGUGGGGCUCUCUGUGUAGUAGCCAGUACUACUGGAUCAACCAUACGUAGAUGGAUCCAAAGUUCCAAAUGAAAUGUCACUGUUGAAAUCUAUAUUUUUUUAAAUAUGCCAUCACCCAGCUCGGACAUCUUACAUACCUGAAAAAUCUGCAUUAUUCGUUGAUUAUAUUUAAUAAAUUUCAUAAAUAAAGUACCAUUUUUUAAAAAUAUGAUAUUUUUUAAAUUAAGAGUAGCUAGUCUAGCCUAGCAGUUUUUGGAUAGCUUUUAUUUUUUGCUUUGGUUUCUUGAGGUUGGGGUGUCAUUGAAAAGAUAGCUUAUUGAGGAAUUUUAGAAAUUUUUAUGAAUACAAUUUUAAAACUUUAUUUUUGACACAGAUAAGCUAUGGAUGGGAAAUACUCUAUUUUAGCAGUGUAGAUAAGAAGCUUACUGUUGACAGUGCUGCUUUAAUUAGUUCUGUGUUAAUCCUUUGUUUGCAGUGUAAUUCCAUUUAGGAUGCCAAAGCCAAAACCUGGUACAGGUGCCUACUUACUGAUAGGACUAUAAGUAAACCAGCCUUAGUUUUACAAUGAUUAUUACACUUUUAACUUUCGUUUGUGCCUUUUGUUUUGAUGCCAGGAUUUUUAUAUCUACUCUCUGAACGGAGCCUUUCGCUCACCACAUGUGGUUAGCAGUUCUCUCUUUUGGUAUAUUAGUAACUCUGGCUACCAUUUUGAAUUUUUUAUUGUCUCCUGUGUCAUUGAAAUUGCACUAUUUCUUAAAACAUUCCAAGAUUGCCAAUCUUAAAAUCCCGAGAGAGAAAUCUUGGUGUGACCAGUGUGCACAUUCCCAUCCUGAGGUGUUUACAUGUGAUGGUUCUCUACAUGCAAUCUUUGAAUUCAUAGUAUGAUGCCAAAUACAGUUUUCUCAGGAUUGUUCUGGGUUGGGCCAUAUCAAAUUGCCCAGAUUGUACCAUUUUCAUUUAUGAAAAUCAUAGUUCUAAAAGGUGCAUCUGAAAAGCCCCUUUAAAGUACAGGUCUGUUAUUAUUAAACUUACUCCUGUAGUCUUCUUCCAUUUUGGAAUGAUAUUUUAUAAUGCUUGUGAUAUACAAAAAAAGAUAAAUACCUAUUAGUCCACAGUUGAUUGACUUUCACAGUUUCUUGCAUAUAUAAAAAUAAUCACAGGUAAUUAGAUUGACAAGCUGUACCAUGAUACUAGUGUGAACUCAAGAUAGUAGAUUCUAAAUGUGGAGCAUUAGCAGAUUGGUACUCUCCUGUGAAAGAGGAAAGCUUGGGAGAUCGGUCAGGGUGUUGGGAAUACAUGGCCAUGAGUCUUUGUCACUUUGGAUGCCUUUAUGGUAAGCCAUCGUGGCGGCCACGUCUUGCUCUACCAGACACCUUCUGCUAUUACCUUCAGCUGCAGAAUUGAGGGGCUGUGUGUUCUAGGCCGGUCUCCUCCCCACAGCUCUUCCAAAGGCAUCGUUCCAAAGAGGAACUUUAACUUUGAUGGUUUUAAAUACUUUCCAUCUGACAUCCUAGAAUAUAUUUAUUUAGCUGAGUCAUCUCAAUCACACUUGACCUGACUCAUACUCUUGGAACGCAGAUUUGCAGCCCUGCCAUGCCAGCAGCUCAGAAAACAUAGCCGGCAGCCUUUUAGAGCUAGAGCUACCUUAUAGACCAUCCCACGGGAGCCAUGCUCCGUACACAAGGAUGACAGGAUGGAGACCCGCGGUAGCUGGGUUUCCAUGGCCGCCUCUUCUCACUUAGUUCCACGUAUGGAAGGUCAGACAUUCCUGGAGCCAUUGACUAACUUACACAGUAGAAGAAAGAAUCGCUGGGAUUGUGGAAGAUAAACCCAUUUGAAAACAUGCUUUAUUUCAACUGAAUCUUAAGUACUUGAAUGUCACAGUAUGUGGCUGACAUUGGAGACAAUGUUUCUUAUCCCAACCUUUACAGGGUAUGAUUUUUAAACAAUGUUCAAGAGGUAUACAAGGUUAUGUAUUGUAACAGCUAUGGGGGGGGGGUAUGUAUUUUCCAAAGAUUGUAGUUUCUAUAUCUUGCAAAGGAAAAUAUUUUUCCUAACUUGUUUUUAUUUUGUAAGUAAUAAAAUUAUAAAAAAAGUGA